Ilex paraguariensis (yerba mate) is the source of this 1078-nucleotide messenger RNA. Lineage: Eukaryota; Viridiplantae; Streptophyta; Magnoliopsida; Aquifoliales; Aquifoliaceae. The record is from the annotation of a GenBank genome assembly.
ACCCACCACACCCCCCUUCUCACUCUCACACUCAACUUCCACAGCUCUCAUCAUUUCUAUCUCUACGAAAAUCCCUCUCUCUCUCACACACAACUCUAUCUGUGAUCCAGUGAGGUUUUCUGUUGUUUUAGUUCUCUGUUGAUUCAAUUUCUCUCUCUAAUGGCUCUUGAAGCUUUGAACUCACCCACUACACCAACACCUUCGUUUCAGUAUGAGGAAUCCCAUCUUCGCUAUCUUGAGCAGCCCUGGGCUAAAGGGAAGCGCUCCAAACGACCACGUAGUAUGGACCACCCACCUACUGAAGAAGAAUAUCUUGCUCUCUGCCUAAUUAUGCUAGCUCGUGGCGGCGCUUCCAACACCACCGCCUCCAAGCGAAACCAGUCGGCACCGCCGCUGCCACCGUCAGCACCACCAUCCGAAUCAAAGCUCUUGUUCAAGUGCUCAGUUUGUGACAAGGCUUUUGGGUCUUACCAAGCUCUAGGAGGUCACAAGGCCAGUCACCGAAAACUCGCCGGCGGAGGUGGAGAUGAGAAUUCCACCACCACCACCUCCACCACCACCACCACCACCACCAACGUCACAACCACUAGCGGUAGUGGCAGGAUCCACGAGUGUUCCAUCUGUCACAAGUGUUUCCCAACUGGCCAGGCUUUGGGAGGACACAAGAGGUGUCACUAUGAAGGCGGUGUAGCUGCUAACGGCGGUGCCAACAGCGCAGCAACCACGUCGGAAGGUGUGGGGUCCACCAACAGCCACCGUGGGUUUGACCUGAACAUGCCCGCUUUGCCGGAAUUUUGGACUGGUUUCGGCGACGACGAGGUUGAAAGUCCUCAUCCGACCAAAAAAUCUCGUCUUUCGCUGCCGGCAAAAAUUGAAAUUUCUUAAAAUCAUUAGAUUAUCAAUUUUGGAAUUUUGAUUUAGGGCCAAUAGGAAAUUGAUUGGAAUCUUAAGCACUUACUUCCUUUUUUGUAAUUUUUUUUUGUUAAUCUUCAGGGUUAUUGACAUUUUUUUUUUUUGGGUAUAUACAGAGUAUGAACUCUCUAUUUUGUAAUGGUUGUUGAAUUCUAUUCAAUUUAUU